This is a messenger RNA of Erythranthe guttata (spotted monkey flower), 2556 nucleotides long. NCBI's taxonomy places the organism in Eukaryota, Viridiplantae, Streptophyta, Magnoliopsida, Lamiales, Phrymaceae. The record is from RefSeq and is a predicted model, not a curated record.
AUUUAAUUUCGGAUUAGUUAACCUUUACUUUAUAAUUAAUUAAUUUAUGUAUAACUCCAGUUUUCAAUGUAUGUGUUUAAAUUUUAACAGGUUGUUGCUCAAGUUGAGGGGAAGCAUUGGACUCUGUGAGGAAAAAAUUGACUUUGUUAAUGGUGGUGGUGCCAUUUUGAGGAAGAAAAUAAUAAAAAGUGAGCCCCUACCAUUAGCAGCUUAAUUACAUAUACAUACAUACAUACACAUAUACAUUUCUGCGCUGCGCCGCUCGUGUGCUGCCAAAACAGAAAAAAGAAGAAAGAAAAGAAAAAAAGAAAAGAAAAGAAAAGAAAACCCCAUCUCCACAACAAAACUCACAGAUCUCAAGGCCUAUUUUUUGAUUAAUUAAUUAAAAAAAAAGUAAUAAGUGGGGGGGAAUUGUUGGGAUUUGUUUAUUGUCCGAAGAUUCAAAGUAUUGGUUUCUUUCUUAUUUAUAACCAAAGGUCGGGUUAUUUUUAUACCCUUUUACUUCAUCUGCAAACCAAAACCCCAUUUCUCAAGUCAAAGUGCAGAGAAUUUGGUGCUGAGUUAUUUAGUUGUUAUUACAAAAGAGGCCAUAUUCGAAGGGUGGGUCGGCGAUUCUGUUGGGAUUUCCUUCUCAUUGCUUUGCAAGAAAUUCAAGAUCACAGUUUGAUGAUGAUGUCAUCUUCGUCGUUGGACUACGAUAUUUGGUCGAGAGAGCCGCAGAGCGUUAGAGAGAGAAGGGAUAGCUUUCUGUCGAGGAUGGGUUUCGUUGAGUCGGAAUCUUCUUGUGCCGUCGUAGAUAGUGAUUGCAGUUUGAUGUCGGAAAGACGGAAGUCGAACAGCGAAGCGAAUUGCUCCGUCGAUUAUUCCGACCACGAUUGGUUGGACGAUAUUACCCUCGAUGUCGAUGAUGACGAUAAUGAGGAUGAUGAUGAGGUAGAUCAAAAUCAAAUACAUGUAACCGAUCAAGUCGAGCGAGAAAUCAAAAUCAACCAAAUCGAGCGAGAAAUCCCGGCCGUUGAUUACGAGAAAAAGUCGAAAGCCACGAGAUGGUUGAGAUAUUUUGCCAAGAAAAUCAAAACCGCAAAUGUAUCGGAUAAAUCGAAUUUACGGGCCCGAAUUAGAAUGGAGCCGAGUCGGAAGAGGUGUACCGAGUGCACAGCUGUCUAUUUCGAGCAAGAAAUCAAAGCCCACAACGGCUUGAUUCGGUCGAUGAAGUUUAGCCCCGAUGGAAAAUAUUUGGCUAGUGGAGGUGAAGAUGGUGUUGUUUGCGUGUAUCGAGUAACCACGGUUGAUGUCACUUGUCAGGCCGGUAACUGCAGUUACGGCCGUGGCCAAUUUAUCGAAAAGAAAAAAUCGAUUCAUCCGUCGUCGGUUAUUAUUCCGGAAAAGAUUUUCCACAUCGAACAAGAGCCUAUGCAUACGUUCAAAGGUCAUACGAGUGAUGUUCUAGACCUUGCUUGGUCCACAUCUAAUCAUCUUCUAUCAUCUUCGAUGGAUAAAACUGUUCGUUUGUGGCGUGCCGGCUCUGACAAAUGUCUCGGAGUUUUCGAUCACAGCAACUAUGUUACAUGUGUUCAAUUCAAUCCGGUCGAUGAAAACCACUUCAUUAGCGGAUCGAUUGACGGGAAAGUUCGAGUUUGGGGAAUUCACAAGAAGAGAGUCGAAGAUUGGGCUCAUGCACGAGACAUUGUCACAGCUGUGUGCUAUCAACCAAACGGAAAGGGUUUCGUUGUUGGUUCUGUUUCCGGUACAUGCCGUUUCUACGAAUCUACGGGUGAUGAGCUCCAUUUAAAUGCAGAGAUUAAUAUGAACGGCAGGAGAAAAUCAUCUGGCAACAGAAUUACUGGCACUCAGUUUCUGAAAAACGACUCCCAAAGAGUAAUGAUCACAUCAGAGGACUCCAAAAUCCGUAUUCUCGACAGGCUCGAGGUUGUCCGCAAGUACAAAGGUCCGGCAAAAUCCGGUAGUCAAACAUCGGCUUCAUUCACUUCAAGCGGAAACCACAUCGUGUCGGUUGGGGAAGACUCGCGCGUUUACUUGUGGAACUACGACGAUUUAUCCAUCAAAACCGCCAAACAAGGCGCAAAGUCCACGCGUUCGUGCGAGAAUUUCGUCUCCGAGGGCGUUUCGGUCGUUUUACCCUACAUAAAACAUCAUUUAGCUGGAAAAGAUAAUGCUAUUGAACUAUUUAAACUUAUUGACAAUUUUAUUGUGCAAAUUGGGCUGAACAUUAUUGUUCAAGUUGUUACUAACAGCGCAACAACUUAUGUACAAGCCAAACAGAGACACCAUGGCCAAGGCAAGGAAGAUUAUAGUGUCAUCUACAGGUAUUCUUGGGUUUUGAACUUAAUGAGGGAAUUCACACGGACCAGCGAGUUAACAAGACAUGCUAUUACAAGAUUUGCAACAUCGUAUUUAACUUUGAGAAGUUUGCUUGAAUUAAAGAUUGCACUUAUGGCAAUGUUUGGAUCUGGAAUCUUGCAAAAAAGUUCAUAUGCAAAGAAAGCAGAUGGACGGGCUAUUGGUGAGAUAAUUUUAGCUGACAAGAAUUUCUAG